UUUAUAGUUUUGUACUCAGCUGGUUUCUCCUUACGCUCAUAGGUAGAUACAUAGAUCGGUUUGGCAGGAGUUUUGUCAUGCUAGUGUACGGGCAAACGACAAGAAGUAAAUUUUCGUUGUACAUGCGAUAGUGAAUGUGUAUGAGUGUGUAGUGGCCUCAACUCGAGCACGUACAACGUCAUAAUACGCAUUCUCGCAUUUUCACAUCUCACAUCUCAGUUGGUCUUACGGGUGUGGGAGUCAAGAAGAACAAAGAUCCCACUACCAAAUAUCCACCCAUACCAACAACCAACAACAACCAAUAUCCUAUUGUAUUAACUAUUCUCAUUUUAUUUAUUUGCCCUUCUAUUUCACAUUAAAUACGGAAGUUGAUAAGUUUGGAGUACGGGUAACGGUAUUGUGCAAAGAGGGCGGCCUUCGGUGCUGACAAAAGGCCCCGUGGAGGUGAGAUUUUUCAUACGCAGCUAGCCAAGUAAAAAUUAAAAAAAAAAGAUAGGAAAAAAAAUCCAGUUUCACAUCACUAUUCUGAGUGCUGACACGUACUCUAAUAUUAUACUCUGUGAAAAAGUGAUCAUUGCAUUUGAUUUACUAUUGAUAACAAAUUGAAGGAAAGUUUGUUAUUUUCGUGAUAUCGAGGACUGGCUGUUCGGGGGCAUAUAACCAACGGGAGAGUGAGAGAGAGAUAAAGAGGAUAGACUGAAGUGCAGACGUGUAUUAGUUGUCUUGGAGGUCAUCGGGAAUAAAUUUCUUUUUUAUUCAAGUGACGUUUGGUACAUCAGAGGGAAAACACCGAAAUGUCUACACCAGCAAGGCGAAGACUCAUGAGGGAUUUUAAAAGAUUACAAGAGGAUCCACCAACUGGUGUCUCCGGUGCUCCGACUGACAAUAAUAUCAUGAUAUGGAAUGCCGUUAUUUUUGGACCUCACGACACACCCUUCGAGGACGGCACCUUUAAGCUUACCAUAGAGUUCACAGAAGAGUAUCCGAAUAAACCACCCACAGUUCGAUUCGUUAGCAAAAUGUUUCAUCCAAAUGUUUACGCCGAUGGUGGCAUCUGUCUUGACAUCCUGCAAAAUCGUUGGAGUCCAACUUACGAUGUCUCUGCUAUACUCACAUCAAUUCAGUCGUUAUUGGACGAACCAAAUCCAAAUUCACCGGCGAAUUCACUGGCAGCGCAGUUGUACCAAGAGAAUAAAAGGGAGUACGAGAAACGUGUUGCCACGGUUGUCGAGCAGUCUUGGCUAAAUUUUCAGGAAAGUCAUGUUGACGAUGCCCGUUGACAUUAGUCUCAUCUGGCAAAUGCUCCGUACUCCAUCACUGGAGUUAUCCAGACGCUUUCAAUCCCAUUAUCACAUACCCAUGAUCCAACCCGAUGAUUGACAAAUGCAUUAUCAAAAUACUAUUGUUAUAAAUUAUGAAUAAAAGAAAAAGGAAGGAUUGUGAAAAUUAAUACGUAAAAGUAAUGAGUAAUUUGUUCUAGACGCUCGUCGACACGUACUACAUUAUUAUAAAAACAGCAGGAAAACACAAUUAAAUGAACACACACUGUUCCCAAAUUAGCUUCUGAUGCGGAGGAGUCUCAACAUUAUUAAUCCUCUGUCCUGUCAUUAAAACUCAUGUGAUGAUAACAUUUAAGUAUAUUAUGAUAUUAAUUUUGUGUAUUCACUUAUUUCGUGACGCCUAGAAUCGAGAUAUAACUUGAAAUAUAUAAUAUAGAGAGUUUGAAGUGA
Messenger RNA from Fopius arisanus, 1730 nucleotides. It is a transcript of the gene Ubc6, whose product is annotated as ubiquitin conjugating enzyme 6. Gene Ontology annotation, biological process: protein polyubiquitination; proteasome-mediated ubiquitin-dependent protein catabolic process; DNA repair. NCBI's taxonomy places the organism in Eukaryota, Metazoa, Arthropoda, Insecta, Hymenoptera, Braconidae. The record is from RefSeq and is a predicted model, not a curated record. Gene Ontology annotation, cellular component: HULC complex. The transcript is spliced from 4 exons. Gene Ontology annotation, molecular function: ubiquitin conjugating enzyme activity. The coding region runs from base 795 to 1280 and encodes 161 amino acids.